UCUAUAUACAUAUUUUUAUUGUGCAAGAACUAACAAUGAAACAGCAGUCAAUUCUGCUCCCCUAAAAUGGGGGACUAUGUAUACAAAGGGCUGUAAUUUCUACAUGGAUCACCCAAUGUGGAUGUAAACACCCUCAAAUUAAAGCUGAUAGUCUGAACGUUAACAUCAUGUUCAUUGUUUUAUUCAGUGUACAAGAGUACAGAGCCAAAACAACAAAAAAGUUAUAAUUGUUCGAACACUUUUGCAUUUAACUCUGUGUGUGUGUGUGUGUGUGUGUGUGUGUGUGUGUGUGUGUGUGUGUGUGUGUGUGUGAGCGCGUGUGAAUGCGCUCUUGUGUGUUUUGCAUUUGAGGAGGAUCACAUAUUUAUAAAAAGGCCCGCCUCUCCAGCAGUUGUUGAAACUGGAGAGGUCCCCCACCCCUCCUCCACUGUUAUUCACAUCCACGUCUCAAAGGCCUGGGAGAAAGAGGAGAAGGGAGCAUCAAUGAUUUUAGCCUAAUUUCCUCUCUUUCUCUCCCUCCCUCCCUCCUUCCCCUCUUUAUCUUUUCUUAGGACCCUCCAGCCAUGCAACCCCCACCCCUGUACAUGCACACAAACUCGCGCGCGCGCGUACACACACACACACACACACACACACGCACACACCACUCUCACAGACACAGAGCCUGCCUCAGCAUGUCCAGUGGGAGUAAGAUGAAUCACAUGUAGGAGUGUCUUUUUUUGUGGUGUUAAUGUCCCGGGAGGCCUGUAGCUCAAAGUGGUGAAUGGGAGCCAGGGUGGUGAUUACAGGCAGGAGCAAGGUGUGGCGAGACGGGGCGGACUCUGGGCUUUGUUUAGAGAAGAAGAGAGGGGACUGCUAGGCAAAGUGAAUCCAAACUGGGACUGCAGCACAACAAGGCAGGGAACUGGAAACAGAAGCGCAUGCUGGACUUGGCUCUAAGGAUGUGCAUUAGAACAGCUGUGCAUUUUGGGGCUCCUGCUGUGAUGCUGUAUGGUUGUUAAGGAACUUCUUAACUCAGAGGGGGCCUUUGUAAGAGAUUCUGCUGGAAAUGGACUCCGCCACAGAGGCAAAUGCCUUUGGGUCUUUAAACAUGACGGAAGGCUUCACGCGUGGCGGAAAAGGACCUAAUCUGGCCCUUGUUUGAUCUUGGUGGAUGAACUUAGUUUCUGAGAGGAAUACAGAACAGCACUGAUUUAAAUGCAGAAGAGUGAGGAAUAUGGGACAUUUUUGUACUCGGGUUCAUGACUGCAAAGGAGAGACUUUGUACUACUAUGUACUAUGCCUUGUUAUAUUAACAAUUGCAGGUAAAGUGUUUCCCACAAACUCAGACACACUCCUUGGUGCUUCUGUAGCCACCACCACACCCAUCCCUCCUGAAGUUUACCUUCCAGCCAACUUCAAGCUCUCCAAUGCACAGCUGGCCUUCUUCUUGCGGGAGUCACCAUUGCAGGGUGGCCAAAGUGGGCACCCACUCCAACGUUCCGAGAGCUUUGUGGUGUUCCAAACCAAGGAGCUCCCAGCAGUCAACAUCACCUUUGGCCCUUUUGCACAGGACCAGAUGCUCUCUAAAGACCUGCUCCAACCAUCUAGCCCACUGGAGAUCCCCAGCCGCCUGACGGUCAACUGGAAGGUAAGAGCCUUCAUAGUGCAGUCCAGGGUAUUCUCCAGCAACCCUGUUGUCCAAGUGCUGUUCUACAUUGCUGGCCGGGACUGGGAUGACUUCAAGGUGCUGGACAUGCUCCCCUGUGUCAGGCUCCAUGCAUUUAGGGACAUCCGCGAGAUCAAGACAUCCUGCAGGCUGCGGGGGAAUCUGGCCCAGUGCUUGGCCCAGCUGGAGCUCCCUGGGACAUGGUUCAACAUCAAUGUGGCACCCCUGGGGCGAAGGAAAGCAGUGGAGGGGAUAGAGCUGAGUGGGGAGACCCUUCAGGUGGAGCUCUAUUACACUGUCCAUGACCCGAACAACAGCGGGGAGUGCGGAGAUGUCUCCAACCACAGGGGGGUGGGUGGGUCCAGAGGUGAAAUGCCCAUGCAACACCCACUGCUCCGGAUCGGAAGUAUCAGCCUGUACCAGCCAAGCCAGGAGCAGAUGGUUGUAGACAAGCAGCUGGACAAGAACAUAUUCCUCAGAUUGCCGGAGAAACCUCUGAAGCCCGGCGAGACCCUCAACAUCUAUCUGUUCCUGGUGCCCAACUCCACCGUUGAGCAGUUCACCCUUAAGGUGAAGGCAAAGAAAGGGGUGAAUCUUCUCAACCCCAGAUCCAAGAGCUCCCAAUGGAAACUGGAGUGUGUGGUGCAAUCUGGGGCCAAGCACUCUAUCGCCACUAUAGACGUCACCAAGAGCAAAAACGUGCAAUUGGGGGAUGUCACAACUAACAUAGAGAUCAUGCAGUUAGACUUUGAGAUGGAGAACUUCACCAGCCAGUCUGUUACCCGGAGAAUCAAUUGGAACAUUGACUACCAUGGUCAAAACCCCCCUCCGGACUCUGAAAAAGUUGUGACAGAGCUUACUGUGGUCCAGCAGGACAUACAAGCCAUCAUCCCUCUUUCUAUGGAUACUGAAAUCAUCAACACGGCUGUUCUGACUGGCCGAACAGUUGCCAUCCCAGUGAAGGUUGUCUCCAUAGAGAUAAGCGGGGUUGUCACUGAUGUCUCCUCCUUUGUUGAGUGCAAGUCCUCCAACGAAGACAUUGUCAAGGUGUCCAUGAACUGUGACUAUGUGUUUGUGAAUGGAAAGGAGACACGAGGCUCCAUGAACGCCAGAGUGAUCUUCAGCUACGAGCAUCUGAGCGCGCCCCUGGAGCUGACUGUGUGGGUGCCCAAGCUACCUCUGCAGGUCGAGCUCUCCGACAGCAGGCUCAGUUUCAUCAAGGGGUGGAGGGUCCCCAUCCUGCCAGAUCGCAGGAUCACAAGGGACAGCGACGAUGAGGAAGAAGAUGACCGGAAGGUGAGCCGGGGCUGCACCCUCCAGUACCAGCAUGCCGUGGUCAAGGUGCUGACCCAGUUUCACACCACCUCGACCGAAGGCACUGACCAGGUCAUAACCAUGCUGGGGCCGGAUUGGCAGGUGGACGUCACAGACCUGGUGCAGGAUUCCCUGAAGGUGUCUGACCCCAGAGUGGCAGAGCUGGUUGACCGCACAGUCCUGGUGGGCUUAGAGGUUGGAACCACCACAUUGAAGGUGGAGUCCCCGCUGGCUGUGGAGGCUGUGCUUGGUGAUACCAUGUUCUCCGUCAUCGAUGAUAAAGUGUCCAUUCUGGAACUUCGAGUGCACGCUGUUUCAGGCCUAUCUCUGAUGCUACAACCCAGCCCCGGCAACAGCCACACCAUGGUCGCCAAGGCAACUGGCCUACAGACACUCUCCACUCCAAAACAGGAGGCGAGCCUCUCCAUCUGGGUUUACUAUAGUGAUAACACUGCGGCCCCUCUGAACCUGUUUGACCCAAAAGACUACAACCUGAAUGCUUCAACUCUGGAUGACAAAGUGGUGACCAUUACCCAGGACCCUCAGCUGCAAUGGCCAGUCAUCGUGGCAGAGGGUGAGGGCUCUGGAGAGAUAAUCCGUCUGGAGAUGACUAUCUGUGAGGCCUGCCAGAAGACAAAGCGCAAAAGCAUCAUCGCCUCAGCACCUGUGUAUGUCAAGGUUCACUUUGGCCCAGAGGAUGACUCAGAGGAAGAAGGUGAGGACUAUCCAGGAGGCCGUGGGAGCCAUGGCAUACCUGGCCACGGCGAGGGCGAAGAGUCACCCAACACCAGGAAACCAAUCGUUGAUCCUAACAAUGAUGGGGGAAGCUAUGAAGCAGCCAAUGAGCAGCCCGCCAGUGUCCCCAUUGACUACACCAAUUUCCCGACCAUCGGCAACCCAGAAUCACCCACAGAAGGAGAUGACGAGGGGGAUAUAAGCCGGCCCCGCAGCAUGACAGACCUGGAGAUUGGCAUGUAUGCCCUGUUGGGGGUCUUUUGCCUGGCCAUCCUGGUCUUCCUGAUCAACUGCAUUGUCUUUGUCCUCAAGUACCGCCACAAGCGCAUCCCUCCAGAGGGACAGGCAAACAUGGACCACUCCCACCACUGGGUGUUCCUAGGAAACGGGCAGCCUCUGCGGACCCAGGGUGACCUCUCUCCCCAGCAGGUGGAGAGUCCCAGCAACCCCUUGGAAGGGGUACAGACUUGCUGCCACGGAGACCACCACAGCAGCGGCAGCUCCCAGACCAGCGUUCAGAGUCAGGUGCACGGGCGGGGGGAUGGGAGCUCAGGGGGCUCCACUAAGGAGCACAGUGAAGAACCCAACUCCCCUACCUCCAAGCGCAAACGGGUCAAGUUCACCACUUUUACCACCCUCCCCAAUGAGGACAUGCCCUACAAUUCCAUCCCUAUUGCAGAUGAGGAGGACAUUCAGUGGGUCUGUCAGGAUAUGGGCUUUCAGGACCCAGAGGAACUGCAUGACUACAUGCGCAGGAUAAAAGAAAUAGCCUAGUGGAUCUGGCCUAGAGGGACAGUCUGCUGCUGAGCUUUCUCAGAACUUUUCUUCUCUAUCUUUCUCUUUUUUCACUUUAGUGGAGGUAUCUUUUCACAAACAACCAAGGCCAAUUCUUCUUCUGGGGUUUUAUUUUUGAUUGAGUUUUUUGUUUCGGGGGGUUUCUUUUUUAUUUGCACAGUGCUGUUUCCUGUGUACUCACUCACUUAUUGGACAGUUGUAGCAUAAUUGAAAAAAUAAAAAAUGGAAACAAAUGGAACGCCAAAGACCGAACCAGAGUAAUUUGAUCACUGGGCAAAAUGGCUUUCUGUGGCUAACACUCCUCCGAAGAAAGGGGAGUAAACUCUCACAGUACCAUAGAGACUUCUUUCUUUAUGUACAGUGCUCGUGUGGAGAUGGAAUUUUCUGAAGCACUGCACCUUUCCCAUUGGGAAUGUGUGCAUGAACUUGCUACGGGUUGGACUGUUAUUUGAGGAAGGGGUAGCAUCUUGGCUCCGUGUUCACUAGUUUAUCAAUAAUCCAAGUACCUUCACUAACAAUGCCUUCGAUAUACAGGUCAGAAACCCUGAAUGUUGGCAAGGCUGGUUUCUGCAAACAAGGACAACUUUAACUUAAAUUCAUUGUCCAGGACACUCAUGAAAUCACUUAAUGGAUUCAAUUUGCCAACAUAGUGAAACACUUUUAAUGGCUUUUUCCUCUUUCCUUCUCUCAUUCUUCUUUGGGCUCAAACUCAUGCUUUGACACUCAAUACCCCCCCCCCCCCCCCUCACAGUUUCAUACUUGACCAGUCACAAAUUAACAAAGACCCCUUAAAUGGUUUAAUUCACACCCUUAAUGUGACUUUUAUGCCUGAAUCUUAAAUCUGAAAUGGUCUUACAGACUUGACUUUGAAAAGUUAAUGUGAACACUAUGGUUAUUAGGAAAUAUGAAGGGGUCUAUUAUCCAGGACACUGAUUAGAAAGGCUACUGAUGGAAUGAUGGGAGCUUGAAUAUUGUCACUUGGACAUCUUUCCCAACAUUGUUUGCAACAAUUUUCCAAAUUUGUAAAUGUUUGUAUUGUAAUAAUUAUCUAAUCAUACAUAGACAAUAGUAAAGGAUGUAUUAUCAUGCAUUAUCAUGCAUGCUAUGUCAGACCUGUUGUACAACCACUUGUGCAUGUACAUACUAUGACCCGCUGAUUUCCUCUUCAGCAGAAACAUGCAAACCAUGCACACACUAACAUGCAGACAGGUGGGCAAGGAGAUGGUAGUUAGCCCAUCUCUGCAAUUUUAAAUUUGCUGAUCAGCGUCCGCUUUUGCUAUAACUUUCUGCUUAGAACUGUAGGAACUACAAGAGUACAUAAUUUCAGAUUUUCUGAUACAGGAAAGGAAUUCCCCCCCCCCAAACUGCAGUAGGCACCCCCAGCAGAAUAUAUUGUCCCUGACUGAUGUAAUCCAUUCACACUUUGUGUUGUCAUGCAUUCAUUAAUACACCUGUCAUUGUUAUUAUAUUCAUUGUAUUUGUUUCACACAUAAAUAUUAUAUUCUAAAGAUCCAUGUAACUUUGAUGUGCCUGGUCAAAACCUUUGUAUAGCACAGACCAGUGGUUCAUUUAGUUAUGUCAAGGACUGACUUGAUAUGAAAGAAUCCUCAUCUUGUGAGAAAAUGAGUCCAAGAUUGCUUUUAGUCUUUUGAACAGCAUCCAAGCAUUCACAUCACAGAUUCACACACCUAUAACAAGGUGACAUUAUCUUAACUACUUAAUAUUAUCAUACAGAGACGACACUAUAGCAUUAAGGGUAAGACACAAUGAUUGAUCUGAGUUCAGAUUGUUUGAUCACACACGUGACCUCCAGUAUUAGUUUUUACGUCAUGGGGAUUUUUUCUAGCUGCAAAUGAGAGGAAGAUACAACUUGAUUUACACAGUUUUUUCAUAAAUGGCAAUGGAGAGUUCUAUAAACUGGGAAUAACUACUAUAGUUACCCAAUUCCCACAUAUUUUUCUAAAAACCCCCUUAAAUUCCGAGGGUAAAAGUUAAGUUAAUAGCGGUAGGAAUUUACCAACAACAGUGUUGACUUGUCUUCAAUUACAUUUGGUGCCAAAAUGCUAAACCAGUAGUGAAGCUAAGCAUAAGACAAGUUUUAGGAAAAAAAAAAAAAUCUAGACAGCUGUGUAUUUGUGGAUAUUUUCCAAUUGUUUAGAGCAGUGGUGUCUAAUCUUAUUUUAAAAGGGCCAGUGCAGGAGAAGGUUUUUGUCUUAAUCCAUUAUUAUUAACUAAUCAUGGUCUUCAUGAUUAGUAAUCGCUGCACCCACACUGAACCUUUUUGGGUAAGGACACCCUUGGUUUAGAGAGAAGUGUGAGGGGAGCAGGGGGUCGAUCACAGGGCUGGGAAAGCUGUGUUUGUUAGGGGGAUCUAAAUUUGGCCAGGCCUCAAUCUUGUCAAUAAGUAAAAAUGCUAAUUAAAUAGAAAUACAUUCCUCUGACAUGUUGGUAUAACUAUUGCUUACUUUUCUCCAAGUUUAUGUUUUAUCUUGGUAUAACUAUCGCUUGCUUUUCUCCAUGUUUAUGUCUUAUCUUAGUACACGCCCCAUUGCCACCUGUUGAGCCCAAUCAUUUUCUCUGUCUAAUUUUGGAAGAAAAUGUUUCUAAUCAAAUUGCAUUUCUUCCAUUACUUUAAUAGCUUGAUUGAGCUAUCACAUCAAUUAGGAGUCUGUGCCAUUGCUUACCAGUGACACUGAUCACUGCCAUUUUGAUCCUAUUUCUCCUGCCAUUUUCUUCAUGCCUUGCCCUCUUCUAAAUUAAAUUUUCUACAUUCCUGGUGUGCAUCUUCAGUCAUUUAAUUGAAUAACACUCUUGUUAUUAAAAUUUUAUUAUGUCCUAAUGAAAUCACUUUAGCGUCUCAAAGUAAGUGAUGUUGAUUAUCAAAAUACAUGGAAAUACAAGCCCUAGCUGUAACAAAACAACAGGAACAGUAGUGCGAUCAGAUUGGAGUAUUGAUAGUUGCCAAGAAGGCUUUUGUUUUACACACAAAAGUGCAUCAAACACAUUUUAAAUUAUGGCGUCUCAGGAUGAAUGUAUGAUUCUCAUUUGUCCCUUGAUCCCAGAAAGAGUAUUUUGUCAAUUGUACUUUAGUGGUCCACCUUAACAGAUUUGACAGAGUUUAACAAUUCUUCUAGGAAAGUUUCUAUUAGCAGCUUUUCAAUUCUUUGUACGACCACUUUUUUAUUUUCUCAGAGAGGGUUUCAUGUACUAUCAAAUGAAUUUUAUUAAUUAGUUGUUUAAACAUUUAUGUUCCUAAUCUUUUUACUUUUAUUUUUUCAUGUAUAUAUGUAUAUGCAAACUACUUUUUGUAUUGUUAGACUGGUGAAGAUGUCCAUGAUGUGCAUUCUGUGUAUUUUGCAAGCUGCUAUUAGAGACUUUACCCUUUACACAUCAUGUGAUGUUAUACUGUUAUACUCUGAAAUACAUCCUGUGGAGACCUGUGGAAGCAUGGUUCGGGUGGUCACAUGCCACUGAAAUUAGAACACAUACAUGUACAGAACACUGUUGAAUUUUCCUGUAUUCUCCUAAAAAAAGUCCCCUUGUAUUUCCCCCUUGUAUGUAAGUACUAAAGAAAUUACAAAUGCA
Anguilla rostrata (American eel) is the source of this 8077-nucleotide messenger RNA. It is a transcript of the gene tmem132e, whose product is annotated as transmembrane protein 132E. Bases 1217 to 4471 code for a protein of 1084 amino acids. The transcript has 9 exons. Lineage: Eukaryota; Metazoa; Chordata; Actinopteri; Anguilliformes; Anguillidae. The record is from RefSeq and is a predicted model, not a curated record.